AUGUCGACUUCGGCAUUCCUCCCAAACGCAACAAGCUCGUUCGCGUCCAGCCCCGCCGACUUCUCCCAUCACCGCGUCUCGUACUCUUCCUUCUCUGACGCCUCACAACCCUCGACGAGCACCUCACAGUCCGCCUACACUCACCACUCAGCCACCCGAUCCCCACACUCGUCUUCUUCGUCCGUCUCGUCUCGCACGGAUUCGAGCUCGCCGUCGAUGAACAGCAAUAGCUCCCUCUUCGAGGAUGGGUCCAGUCGUGGGAGGUCGCGGCGGUUGACGAACAGUAGCCGAGGAGGCGGACCUCGCAGCGCGGAUGGGAGUGUCGGCAGUCUUGCGACGACCAUCAGCACGGGGAGUCCGGCUAUGGAGGCGAAGGAACUUGGUGUGGGUGAUGGAAAGGCGGAGCACGCGGACGAGGAGAUGAAGGAUGAGGAAGCGCCGCUUCGGAUGAAGGAAGCGCGACGACGACGGAGCGGGAGCGGCGCGAUGGACAUCUCGACUUUGUCGGUGCGCGAGGAGGAGGAUGAGGGAACCGAGCCGCAAGAUCAGGGCUCCAGCGGGGGCGACGAAGAGCGACCGCCGGGUGCAGGCGGGGAAUUGAGCGGGAGCAGCGAGCAUCUCGGUGUCGAGGAGACGAACGCCUCGAAGACGCGACGAGCGUCAGUGUUGUCGUCGAGCAGCUCGAUUGUGCGGACGACGGAGGUGAGCGAGGGACAGGAGUCGGGGCGGAAUGGGCGACGGAAGGCGCCGAGGAUGGGCAGCUUUCAUGGCGGCGAUGGCGGUCAGACGCCUGCUUCCACGUCGUCGAGCUCGACUCCUGCAGCGCCAGAGGCGACUUCCCAGCGCUCUUCGCCGGACCAGUCGCCUGAGCAGUCAGCCGUCCAGCCCAAUACCGCUCCAUCCGCCCACCACGUCGACAUCGUCUCCUACCCCUCACCCGAACUCCUCCGCCUCCUCGCCUCCCUCCUCGAGCAAAUUGCGCAAGCGAACGACGCUCGCAACGCUCGUGCAGCAGCAUCGGCAUCCGCCACUCCCCCCAAAGUCGCAGGCGAGACGUCGGCGACUCCGGCUCCUUCCGCCCGGCCUUCGUCCCGCCGAAGCUCGCUCACUAGCCAGUCUCAUGUCCAGCCGAUGUCGUCGGCGCGGUCCGACGGCGGCGAUAGCGAGGCAGACUGGAGCAAGGGCCGGUUCGAUGCUGCGCCGCUCAACACGCCUGUUACGCCGCGGUACAAGCGACGACUUGGAGGCGACGGUGGACCGGGGAUUCUUGACAAUGCGCUCGAUGGCGAGCUGGACGAGGACGAGCUGGCGGAGAGGGAGGACGAGAUGCCGCUCACGCCGGGCGUCGACUUGCUGCGUGAGACUGGUCCAGGCGGAGGCGUUCAAGGUUUCAUGCCGAGCCUUGGUGGGACGCAUGCGCCGCAGCCUUUGUCACGGCGGCGAGGAAGCAGCUUCAUCCGCAACAAGCGGAAUGAGGACGGCUCCACCCCUUCGUUCAGUCGACGAUCGAGCGCAGCGCAUACCUCGUCCGCUUCCUCUGCCCCAUCGCCAGCCUCGCAAGCGGCCACUACAGCAGCCUCGCGACCGCCUCCUGCGCCGACUGGCGCCUCACCUCAGCCUUCGACCGGGCCAACCUCGAACGAGCAACCCUUGUCUUCCCUCCUCACCGCCUCCGCCGUCGCCCUCUCCUCGCCAAACGCGACUCUCUGCUUUCACGCACGCAACGUCCCAGCCAUCUCGAUCGAGGCGUACCUCCAACGUAUCCUCAAGUACUGCCCGACGACGAACGAGGUCUUCCUCGCUUUGCUCGUCUACUUCGACCGAAUGGCGCGCAUUGGACUUGAGGCGCAAAGGCUGGGCUUGCCGAAGGACCAGCAGGGCAGUGCGGAUGCGUCGGCGGACGUGCCGAACCCGAGCAAGCUGUUCGCUAUCGACAGCUACAACGUCCACCGUCUGGUCAUUGCGGGGGUAACAGUCGCGAGCAAAUUCUUCAGCGACGUCUUCUACACCAACUCGCGAUAUGCCAAGGUCGGUGGUCUGCCGCUGCACGAGUUGAACCAGCUGGAGCUGCAGUUCCUCCUUCUCAACGACUUCCGGCUCAAGAUUUCGGUUGACGAGCUACAGCGAUACGCCGACCAGUUGAUCCUGUACUGGGUCGGACGAAACGGCGACUCGAACCCGACUGCGGCGGCAUCAGCAGCGUCCUUCGCCUCGUCUCAGCCUCGCGCACAUCCCGGCCCGCCGCCAGGUACACCCAGUACCGCCAUCGAGACGCCCCCACUCACGAGGUCGGCAGUCGCGGCAGCUGCAGCGCAGGCGCAGGCAGCUUCGUCGACCUCGACGCCGCAGAGCUCUACCUCGUCGCCGUACCCUGCCCACCUCGCGCACUCCUCGACCGCCUCUGUCGGAAGCGACGCGCAGAGUACGCCGACGAGCAAGCCCUUCGCGACGGGUUCAGGCUCGGGCACGACCUCCGCGACAACGUCCUCCUCCGCCGCUUUCCGACCCUCGCCGCAUCGUCCCCGCAGCAUUCGUAGCCAUCCGAGCACUAGCAGCAGCUUCUCCUCCAGCACAGUCACGCCCGGCACGCCAAGCACGACGCGGACGCUCGGGAGCAGCGGGGACAGCAGCGACGACGAGGACGACGGGCCGGUCAGUGCAGGGUUCCGUUCGCGACGGCAGAGCGGCAGUACGAGCGCGAUGGAUGAGGAUUAG
Rhodotorula toruloides NP11 is the source of this 2715-nucleotide messenger RNA. RefSeq names its product protein of cyclin PHO80-like protein family. NCBI's taxonomy places the organism in Eukaryota, Fungi, Basidiomycota, Microbotryomycetes, Sporidiobolales, Sporidiobolaceae. Gene Ontology annotation, molecular function: cyclin-dependent protein serine/threonine kinase regulator activity; protein kinase binding. The transcript is spliced from 2 exons. Gene Ontology annotation, biological process: regulation of cyclin-dependent protein serine/threonine kinase activity. The coding region runs from base 1 to 2715 and encodes 904 amino acids. The record is from RefSeq and is a predicted model, not a curated record. Gene Ontology annotation, cellular component: nucleus; cyclin-dependent protein kinase holoenzyme complex.